Molecule: messenger RNA, 330 nt
Organism: Lottia gigantea (owl limpet)
Lineage: Eukaryota; Metazoa; Mollusca; Gastropoda; Lottiidae
Exons: 3
Source: RefSeq, a predicted model, not a curated record
CCGAGCCCGACGUUGCUUAACUUCAGUGAUCGGACGAGAACUGGUGCUUUCAACGUGGUAUGGCCGUAUACAUUAUAUAGGAAUUUUUCUGCCAGUUCUUUCUCGCAAAUCAAGGGGAAAUACCAGCAAAAAGGAAAAUUGCAGGUUAAACUCCAGGAUUACAUUGGAUUUAUAGUGAUCGAAAUGAAACACAGGAAAUACCAGCAAAAAGGAGUCUACAGCACUCGGUGUUCCCAGGCGGUCACCCAUCCAAGUACUAACCGAGCCCGACGUUGCUUAACUUCAGUGAUCGGACGAGAACUGGUGCUUUCAACGUGGUAUGGCCGUAGA